AUUAUUUAUUUCCCGCGUGUAAUCUGUGACAAUAUGAACACAAACCAGUCCAACAUCUAAUCGCUGAAUAAGCGACAGGGCGAUUGUGAAACCCGACCCAUGCGCGUUAAACGUAGGCUAGAUGACACACAGACGCGUUUAUGACCUGGGCUUAGCCUUCAAAUAACCAUUAUAUAACAGCAGUCACAUCGCACCGGCGACUAGAAGAAACCGCAGUUGUGUGGAAACUUUGCGUUAUCGUCUAUCUUAAACCGCGCGCGUCCGUAACGCUGUCGCUAUGAGUUCGCGAACUAAUAUUUCUUGUUUACAAGAAGCCGCGCGAGUGGCUAUUUUUGGAGGCACGCAUGGAAAUGAGAUGUCUGGCAUAACGCUGGUAAAUAUGUGGAUACAGAAUUCAGCCGAAAUCGAGAGAAACAGACUGGUGGUCAAGCCGUUCAUAAGCAACCCUAGAGCAGUGGAGAAAUGCUCCAGGUACAUCGACACGGAUCUGAACAGAGCCUUCACUCCUGAGACCCUCAGUGCUCCAGAUGUUGAAGGUCUACCAUAUGAAGUCCAGAGGGCCAAGGAAAUCAAUCAGAUGUUCGGACCCAAAGGAAGCUCAGAUGCAUAUGAUGUCAUCUUUGACCUUCACAACACCACCUCAAACAUGGGCUCCACCCUCAUCCUGGAAAGCUCAACAGACCUCUUCAACCUUCAGAUGGUGCAUUAUAUUAAAAAAGCUUUGGCUCCCCACACCUGUGCAGUACUGUUAAACGAACACCCACAGCUGAAGUAUUCAACCACACGCUCUGUGGCCAAACACCCUAUUGGUCUUGAGGUGGGCCCUCAGCCACAGGGUGUUUUGAGGAGCAAUGUAUUCGAAUCCAUGCGGACGAUACUGAAGCAUGCGCUGGACUUCAUCCAGCUCUUCAAUAGCGGUGUAGAGUUUCCUCCAUGUACAGUGGAUGUUUUCAGAGUCCAGGAGAGAAUGGACUACCCCAGAGACACCAACGGCAACAUCACAGCUAUGGUGCAUCCUCAUCUACAGGACUGUGACUGGGAGCCUUUGAACCACGGUGACCCUAUGUUCCUAACGUUCGAUGGGAGAACAGUCCUUUAUGAAGGUGCCAACACAGUGUACCCCACGUUUAUUAAUGAGGCUGCAUAUUAUGAAAAACAGCAGGCCUUCAUGACCACUUGUAGAGAAAUACUAGCUGCUAACGCUAUCAGAAAAGCAUGCAAGUAAUGCUUUCUCUUAACAGUCAUUACGUAUAUAUAGAAUUAAAAAAAACUAAUAUAUAUAUAUAUAUAUAUAUAUAUAUAUAUAUAUAUAUAUACACACACACAUACAUACAUACAUACAUACAUACAGGUGCUUGUCAUAAAAUUAGAAUAUCAUCAAAAAGUUGAUUUAUUUCACUAAUUCCAUUCAAAAACUUGUAUAUUAUAUUCAUUCCUUACACACAGACUCGUAUAUUUCAAAUGUUUAUUUCUUUUAAUUUUGAUGAUUAUAAAUGAAACUUAAGGAGAAAAAUCAAAACAAAAAUCUCACUGGAUUAUUACAAUUAAUAUAUAUAUAUUAGGGCUUUCAAAAAUAGCGCGUUAACGACGUUAAUUAGUUGUUUGUCGUUAAUUAUGUCAAAUUUUUUAACACAUUUCACGCAUGCGCAGAAUUAUUCAGGUCAGGAAAGUCUCGUCGAUCUCGGAAUCCUCAAGAUAGUAAAAAACAGUGGCGAGCGCCGCGACGAAAACACCGAAGAAGCUUAAGGUUUUACCCAAGUUUCUCUCAAAUACAUUCAUGCCAAGCUAAAUAAACAGAGACGACUUUUGUAGUUGAUACGCUGGAGCUUCUUCCUGUUAUAGCGUCCUGUGUUUCACACUGCGCAUGCACAGAACGCCUACAUGCAAUGCAGCGAAAAUUACAGCUGUUUGGAAAAGCAUAUGCAUUUUUACAUGGUUUUACUGGCACUUGAAGCCUUCAAAACGUGAAAAUAUCGAUCCUAAAGUAUUGUGGCAGAGCAAAUGAACAACUCUCAAAAACAAGAGUGUGCAGAGGGCGCAUGUUUGUUUUCAUAGAUAUGUGGCUAUAUUUAACCACUGGUUCACCUAAAACUCUUACACUAUCUGUAGUUAAAUGGCAUGGUUUGAUAUAGUGCUCAGGUAAAUUUGAUCUAAGUAAAUGUUAAACUUUUGAAAUUCAGAAAAAAAGAACCACAUAUUGAUGAAAAUUAUGUAUCUGUGUCCUGUUAUUUAUCUUUUGGUAUGCAUUUCAGAAAAAAAAUGGUUAGGAUUCAGGUGUAAUUGCAAAUAGUGAUUAAUCAUGAUUAAUCCACUGAAAAUUCUGAUUAAUUUGAUUACAAAUUUUAAUCAUUUGACAGCCCUAAUAUAUACAUAUAUAUACAACCUAAUAUAUAUACAUACACACACACACACACACACACAUUGGUGUGAAAAAGUGUUGGCCCCCUUCCCGUUUUCUUAUUUUUUUUGCAUGUUUGUCACACUUACAUUAUUCAGAUCAUCAAACAAAUUUAAAUAUUAGUCAAAGAUAACACAAGUAAACACAACAUGCAAUUUUUAAAUGAAGGUUUUUAUUAUUAAGGGAAAACAAAAUCCAAAACUACAUGGCCCUGUGUGAAGAAGUGUUUGCCCAGCAGUUAAACCUGUGGUUCAUAACACCUGAGUUAAAUUUCUCUAGCCACAUCCAGGCCUGAUUACUGCCACACCUGUUCGCAAUCAAGAAAUCUCUUAGAUAGCACCUGCCUGACAAAGUGAAGUAGACCGCAGGAGCACAGCGACAACUCAUCCAAAUACUUUGUGGACUGACGAGACAAAAGUUGACCUUUUUGGAAGGUGUGUGUCCCAUUACGUCUGACGUAAAUGUAACACUGCAUUUCAGAAAAAGAACAUCGUACCAACAGUAAAAUAUGCUGGUGCUAGUCUGAUGGUCUGAGGGUGUUUUGCUGCUUCAGGACUUGGAAGACUUGCUGUGAUAAGUAGAAUCAUGAAUUUUGCUGUUUACCAAAAAAUCCUGAAGGAGAAUGUCCAGCCAUCUGUUCCUGACCUCAAGCUGAAGCGAACUCUGGUUCUGCAGCAGGAAAAUGAUCCAAAACACACCAGCAAGUCCACCUCUGAAUGUCUGAAGAAAAACCAAAUGAAGACUUUGGAGUUAAAGUCCUGACCUGAAUCCUAUUGAGAUGUUGUUGCAUGACAUUAAAAAGGCAGUUCAUGCUCGAAAACCCUCCAAUGUGGCUGAAUUGCAACAAUUCUGCAUAGAUGAGUGGACCAAAAUUCCUCCACAGCUCGGUAACAGACUCAUUAUAAAUUAUCGCAAAUGCUUGAUUGCAGUUGUUGCUGCUAAGGCCGGGUCCGAUUUUGAGCCGAAUUCUGACUCUUUUUCGGGUCGGGCCGAAUUUCAGCAUUUUCGUGCGUCGUUUGUUGUGCAGUGUUCGUGCAGUGUACAAGGGGAAACGAGAGGCGAUAAGCCUCUCCCGACCGGCAAUCGGUUGGUCGGAUGGAUUUCCAUGGAUUGACCAUAUUGGCCACGUCUUCCCAGCCACCUGCGUGUCUAGAUACAGCGACGCCUUUUUUUUUUUUUUUUUGGACGUUUCAGCACACAUAAUUGCGCUUUGCGCAUAUCACCAAAGCAGUGCGUUUAUCCCGGGAAAGCAUGUUUAUUCUGAAACAGCCACAAACAUCCGGGUUCUGAGGGAUCCUACGUGUUGAUUCGGUUGAUUCCUCACGUAUAGUGUGAGCAGUCAAAUCGUAACUCGGCAAUCGGACCGUACAGUGAGCGCACAAAAAUCGUGAGCUUUGGCUUUACAUCGCAUGCGAUCUACCCGUACAGUGUGAGUUGGUACCUUGCCGAAAUCGCACAGAAAUCGCACAGUGUAUGCCCGCCUUAAGGGUGCCCCAAGCAGUUAUUAGAUUUAGGGCGCAAGCACUUUUUCUACGGAAGUUCUAAGCGGCCAUGCAUUAUAAUUUUUUUUCCUUUUUGUUUUCUCGUUAUAACGACUUAUUUUUCUCGUUAUCUCGACAUAACGAAGUUCGUUUUCUCGUUAUAACGACAUAACGAAAGUUUGUUUUCUCGUUAUAGACAUGACAGUUUUACUGUUGCUAUAGUAACGAACUCAACUUUGACAGGCAUCUGAUGGACAACCAUGCAGGUGCUCUUACUGGAGCCUAUAUUUCAGCUAAUUUAGCUUUGCCUAGGUAAUAACGUCUACAAUACUGUACAUAAAUAAAGGCUCAUCAAUCACCGUUGAUUUUUCCAGAGACAGUACAAGGAACAUUUUUUUUUUUGUAAUUAACAUGUUUAAAUGGCAACACCGCGAAAUUAGAGCUGCUUGGAUUAAACUCACUUUUCAUUUUCCCUUUAUUUGAAAUAAAAUUAUAUAUAAUUUGUAAUUUGUAGUAGUCAUUAUAUGAUGUGGCAGAUAUCAUGUGUGUUACAAGCUUUGGUUUGAAAAGCGCGUCCAUGUGUACGUGUAGUGUGUGUGUGUGUGUGUGUGUGUGUGUGUGUUUGUGUGUGUGUGUGUGUGUGUGUGUGUGUGUAGAAAAAAACGAUUACAACAUUAUAGAACAAAACUGAAUUAAAUUAGCCUAUGGAUUUUACAUAUACAUCACAUUUCUCAUCAAUAUGGUUAACAAUAAAGAUUAGUAAUAAGGAAAAGAAGCACAUCAGCCUACAUCGUUAAAUCCCGUCCUAGAUAAACAGAAUACAGUGAUGUCAACCUUUGUUUUGAUAAGCAGUUAUUUUAUGACACAGAACGCGUUGGUGAAACUCAUGCAUUUAGCAGGAACUUAAUACACAAAAUAUUCAUAUUGAUUCAAGCAUUUAUCAUUUAUGAAUUAAUUUAAAUGUCAGUAAUGAAGACUGCACAAAUUAUAGCGAUCACAAGGAAGGUCCGCGUACAGUAAAGUGGAUAGUGUACAACACCCCAUCAGUUAUAUUCAGGUCUAUAGUGCCACCUGCUGGCGCAGUUUUGUAACUUCUUAGAGAAAAUUAAGUCGUUAUAACGAGAAAACGAACUUUAUGUCGAGAAAACGAACUUUGUUAUGUCGAGAAAACGAACUUUGUUAUGUCGAGAAAACAAGAAAAUGAAGUCGUUAUAACGAGAAUACGAACUUCGUUAUGUCGAGAUAACGAGAAAAUUAAGUCGUUAUAACGAGAAAACAAGAAGAAAAAAUAUUAUAAUGCAUGGCCGCUUAGAACUUCCGUAUUUUUCACAUAGGGCCAUGUAAUCUUUUUUAUUCCCUUUUAAUAAUAAAAAACUUUAUUGUUCACUUGUUCAAUAAAAAGUUGUUCACUUGUUAUCUUUUACUAAUAUUUAAAUUAGUUUGAUCUGAAACAUUAAAGUGUGACAAACAUGCUAAAAAAAUAACAAAUCAGGACAAACACUUUUUCACACCACUGUAUAUACAGAAUAUAUAUCAUAUUUCUGAAGGAUCAUGGAACACUGAAGACCAGAGUAAAAAUUAGGAUUUGACAUCACCGGAACAAAUUACUAUAUAUAAUCACUAAGUUAUAAAUAUAUAUAUUUGAUUAAAUAUCUUUACUGUAUUUUUGUCCCAAACCUUUGAAUCAGUUGUGUGUGUGUGUGUACUUUCAAUCUGCCCACUUAAAAUUGUAAAAAAAGCUAAUUUUAGUUUUUUAUUUGAAAUCUAUAUCUAAAAUUAAUAUUGUUUUUUUACAUUUUCUAACAGUUUGAGUCGUACAAAUAAGAAAUCCAUUAUUUAAGAAUUUAUAUUGCUAGAUUUUUUAAAUACUAUAUAGGUCUACCUCUAGUGUAUGUCUGUCUGCACGGUUCAGAUCCUGAUGAAAUGCACAAGCUCAGGAACAGUCUUCACUGCCACACACUGUUGACUCAAAUACUGACCUGAAACAGCCUUAAAACAACCACAAAAUAACCUCUCAGCACUGUGCUUGUAUGUCAUGCAUCAUGGGAGAUGAAUCAUCUGUCGAAAUUCUCUGUAUUUUGUGCUGUUUGUGAUGCGAAAGUGUUGUAGACUAAGUCUUGGAGUUCUUGACUUUAUCCUCAUUUCAGUGGUGCAACCCAAAUAUUGCCUUAAUUGAACAAAUAGAAAGUAAUUUUUGUCAGAAAUGGUUACAAGAGCUCUUACAAUAGGAAGAUGCAGUAAUAUAAAACAUGAUUUGGUAAACUAUAUGGUGGACUUUGCUCAGCAGCGACUGAAAAGCUUUGGCAGAAUUGUGACUUUAGAGAAAUAUGUGCGCAUUUUCCACUCUGAUUUUGUUUGGGGAUGUAAAUGGCUUGUGUAAACUGUUGAAAGGCCCAUUACCGUGUGUUGUUUUUGAAAUAGUGUGAUGUUUUAAAAUGUCAUAUCUAUCUAUGCAAGGAAUAAUAUAUUCUCUUUAUGUGAACUGAUGUUUUUUGUUAAUUUCAAAUUCAAGAAGAAUAUUGGUUCUUUUUAAUGCAUUUACCAAUUAUUCCAUCAAGUUGAUUACAUACUGUGUUGUAUGAUGUCGUUAAGGUCCAGGUGGAAUUGAGUAUUGCUUGAAAAAGUUAAAUGUUGUCAAAAUGUGGAUUUUAAUGUACAUUAAUGUAAUAGGCAUUGUCACAAUGUAUUUGUAUUACAUGAAGUCUCAUCAGUCUUAAUUAAAUGUAUUAAUAUGGAGUAAAUAAUUUAAUAAUGUAAAUGUAUUAUAUAAACCAUUUACGUAAAGCCACAAGAUUUCUAUUUUGUCUCAUAAAGAUCUUUUCAAAACAAACAAUAAAAAAGUUGUUCAUUAAAUCUA
This is a messenger RNA of Carassius gibelio (silver crucian carp), 6736 nucleotides long. RefSeq names its product aspartoacylase. Lineage: Eukaryota; Metazoa; Chordata; Actinopteri; Cypriniformes; Cyprinidae. The coding region runs from base 278 to 1225 and encodes 315 amino acids. The record is from RefSeq and is a predicted model, not a curated record. The transcript is spliced from 6 exons. Gene Ontology annotation, molecular function: hydrolase activity, acting on ester bonds; hydrolase activity, acting on carbon-nitrogen (but not peptide) bonds, in linear amides.